AUGCAUUUUGAAGAGCUUGCAAAUACAAAUUUGCAAAAAUAUCGACAAAUUCAACAUCAAUUAGAAGAUGCGGAAGAACGUGCUGAUAAUGCGGAAAAUUCCGUCACAAAAAUGCGUUCAAUGAGUCGAACAGCAAUGUCAGUUGGACCAGGUGUUGGAUUACAAGCAACACGUUCCGCUACCGUACUUCGUUCAUCAUCACGCAAUCGAAUUACCGACUAUUAA
This is a messenger RNA of Loa loa (African eye worm), 225 nucleotides long. RefSeq lists its product as hypothetical. The record is from RefSeq and is a predicted model, not a curated record. NCBI's taxonomy places the organism in Eukaryota, Metazoa, Nematoda, Chromadorea, Rhabditida, Onchocercidae. The transcript has 2 exons. The coding region runs from base 1 to 225 and encodes 74 amino acids.